UAACCAUCCUGUGCUCGUCCCUAUAUCUUAUACGCAUAUCUCUUCAUUUCUAUAUCUCCUCAAGAAUCAAACAAUGGGCAGAGAACUCACUCAAAUUACUACUCUCUUCUUCUUCGUUGUCUUCUUAUCAAUCUCAGUUUUGAAGGUUUCUUUUGCCGAUUCAAGAAAGCAAGACUCGCCGACUCCGUUGAACCCUUUUUCCCCUAAAGCUUCUUUGAUCCGUUAUUGGAACAAACACAUCUCUAACUCACUACCUAACCCGCCAUUUCUUUUCUCUAAAGCUUCUCCACUCACUGCCAUUGACUCAGCUUUCUUCUCCAAACUCGCUACUCACAACUCACUGUCUUCACAUUUUGAUUCGUUCUGUUCCUCGGCUAAUUUAUUCUGUUCAUUUGACUCCAAAGCUGAACUAGCCAAUCAUAACAAAGAUGCCAACUUUGCACUUUACUCCAACAAACGCUUUUCAAAUUAUGGCGGGUCACGAUCCGGAGGUGUUGACUCGUUCAAGAACUACUCCAACGGAUUGAACUCCGUAACCGACUCGUUCAUUAAGUACAGCCGUGACGGGACAGGCCACAGCGAAACAUUCACAAAUUAUGCUGCUGAUGCGAACGUAGCUAAUGCAACAUUUGGAAACUACGGCACUGGUGCCACUGGCGGCUCCGGCGAGUUCAAGAACUAUGACGACCGAGUCAACGUACCGGGUCUUCGAUUUACCACAUAUGACUCCGAUGGCAAUAACCAUAAGCUAUCAUUUUCACAUUACAGUGGAGAGACGAAUUCUGGAUCUCAAACAUUCACAAGCUAUGGAAAGAAAGGAAAUGCAGUUCCAUCUGAGUUCAUAAACUAUAGCGAAGAUUCAAAUAUUAUUGAUUCCACAUUCACGGGUUAUGGCGAGUUGGGUAAUGUAGCUAAUGACUCGUUCACUGGUUAUGGCGUUUCAGGCAACAACCCACAUACUAAUUUCAAGAGUUACGGCGCUGGAGAAAAUGCCGCUAGUGAUAGCUUCUCGAACUACAGAAAUGGCGCCAAUGUUGGUCAAGAUUCAUUUCAGUCUUAUGCGAAGAAUGCAAAUGCGGGGAAAGUUAGUUUUACAAAUUAUGGGAAAACAUUCAAUCCUGGAAAUGACACGUUUAAAGAAUAUGGCAAGGGAUCUAAGGGUCUCACCACUGUUGGAUUCAAGAUUUACGGUCCCGAUCGAUCUUUCAAGGAAUAUAUGGACAAGGGUGUCUCUUUCUCUGGUUAUACUAACACCAGUAGUGUCAGUGGCAGUUUCGUGAAUCAUAGAUGGGUUGAGCCUGGAAAGUUUUUCAGAGAGUCCAUGUUAAAGCAAGGGAAUGUUAUGGUAAUGCCCGAUAUCACCGAUAAAAUGCCUAAAAGAUCAUUUUUGCCCCGAUCAAUUGUGUCGAAACUACCAUUUUCAUCUUCUAAUCUUUCCGAGCUUAAGCAAAUUUUUCAUGCGCCAGAAAACUCAACCAUGGAGCGCGUGAUUAAUAACGCGCUUGCUGAGUGCGAGAGAACACCCAGCCGUGGCGAGACCAAGAGGUGCCUUGGCUCCAUUGAAGAUAUGGUUGACUUCGCAGUCUCGGUUUUGAGCCACAAUGUGGUGGUUAGGACAACUGAAAACGUUCACGGAUCAAAGAAAAAUGUAACGAUCGGAACGGUCAAAGGAAUCAACGGUGGAGCUGUGACCAAAUCAGUAUCUUGUCAUCAAAGCCUGUAUCCUUACUUACUGUAUUAUUGUCAUUCGGUGCCCAAGGUUAGGGUUUACGAGGCAGAAAUUCUUGAAGUUGAGAGUAAAGCAAAAAUCAACGUUGGAGUUGCAAUCUGUCAUAUUGACACGUCAGCUUGGAGUCCAGAUCAUGGAGCUUUUGUGGCACUUGGGUCCAGCCCUGGUCAAAUUGAGGUUUGCCAUUGGAUAUUUGAGAAUGAUAUGACUUGGACAAUUGCUGAUUGAUGAUGAGGAAUAAUAGUUUUCUUGGGUUUUGAUUAAAUUUCCAUUCAACCAAUUUUUGGGUUUUGAUUGUACUUUUUUUUUUUUUUUUUAAUUUGGAAUUGCAGAAGGCUCAUUUGUCAUUCCCAAUCUUUCAUUUGUACUCUCACCUUCUAGUAUAAAUCCGACACAAACUUCAUCUUUAUCCUUUUCAAAGCUGAUUAGUUUUGUGUUGGUUUUUCUUUUCUUUUUUUCUUUUUGCUUCAUUAUUUCAAGAAAGUUGCUUCUUCAUCAUCUUUUAAUA
This is a messenger RNA of Jatropha curcas, 2237 nucleotides long. RefSeq names its product polygalacturonase 1 beta-like protein 2. Lineage: Eukaryota; Viridiplantae; Streptophyta; Magnoliopsida; Malpighiales; Euphorbiaceae. The record is from RefSeq and is a predicted model, not a curated record.